UUCAACUUCAGUCUUACUUAUACCAGUCUGAGCUCAACAAGUCAAUGAGCGCGGGUCCGUAAAAUAUCACGUAUAGUGACUGUAUUUUCAAAAUUACUCUUAAACAAUCUCAAUAUGGUGAUUUGUUGUUAAAGUGAACUACCCCUUUUUGUUAUUUGUGUUUUAACAUACCAAGUGCCGUUCACUGACAUCUACCAAUUUAUUUAUCGGAUACUAAAUUUUUAAUCGAUGAAUUUCUACUCUUGAGGUUUUAUUGACAAAAAACAGUCAUAACAAUGCAACAAUUUUGGAGGAUUAUUGAGUUACUACUCAUCUUAAAAGUAUCAAUUAUUUAUAGUAAUAAUUGUCAAUUAACAGAAUAUAAUAGUAUAUGUCAAUGUUCUCGUACCAUAUCAGGACGAUAUGAUAUGGAUUGUCCUAUUAAUUCGACAAGAAGUGAAAUAGAUAUCAGAAUCGAAUAUUUUUCUGAGCAAAUUGUCACGAUAUAUUGUCAGAAUAAUGACAAUUUAUUAUACUUUGAUCACAAUAUAAGUUCCAUUGUGAAAAAUGUGAAGAUAUUAGCUCUACAUAAUUGUUAUUUCGAGGAAAUUAAAAUAAAAAAUAUCGCUUCAUUAGUGGGAGCCGAAAAUCUCGAGACACUGCAAAUUCUCAACUAUAAAACUAUAAGAACAACUUUUGUUACAUUGCACAAAAAUCAGUUUCAAGAUUUGACAAAUUUGAAAACACUAGAAAUAUCUGAUACUCGUUGUAAUAAUUUAGAUGAAGAUUUAUUGGAAUUUAUACCAAAUAUUACAACAUUAAUUUUGAGAAAUGAUCAAAUUAAAUCAAUUCCAACAAAUUUCUUUCAAUUUACUCCUAAAUUGAAAAAUAUUGAAUUGGGAAUUAAUAAACUUAAAGUGUUCGAAGAUGGGACAUUUAGUAAUUUGAAGGAUUUAUUAUUUCUCAGUCUCUGGCGAAAUGAAUUAACAAAUUUGAGUAGUGAUGUUUUUGCUGAUUUGAAUUCUGUAGAAACAAUUAGUCUUUUUUCAAAUCCAUUAACAACAUUACCUGUCGACAUUUUUCACAAGAAUGUCAAUUUAAAAAUAAUCAAUCUUUCGCGAAAUUCAUUCAAAAAUUUACCGGCAGAGUUAUUUCAAAAAAAUCAUCAUCUCAAGAAAUUGAAGCUAGAGAAUGAACUACACCUUAAAACUUUACCAAAUGGAUUUUUGAGCAAUUUGACAAAUUUACUGGAGGUAAAAUUAGAUUCAUCGAAUUUAAAAAGUCUUCCGGAAAAUCUUUUUGAGGGAUCGAUCAAUUUGGUGAACAUUAGUUUGCAGAAAAAUCAUUUUGUCUCAUUGCCUGCUAAAAUAUUUUAUGGAUUGAACAAAUUGGAACGUCUCGAACUCAAUGAUAAUAAAAUUGAAAAUUUAGAUGAUAAACUUUUUGAUUCUUGUAUCAAUUUGAAAAACUUGAAUAUUAAUAACAAUAAUAUCGUCACAAUAUCAGAGUUCACAUUUUCCAAACUUGCGAAUUUAGAAACCUUAUUUAUGAGACGGAACAAAAUAAUGAGUAUUGAUAGACAAGCAUUCUACUCUUUACAUCAUUUAAAGAAAACGUCUUUUGCUUUUAAUAAUCUAACAACAGUAUCAGUAACAAAAUUGGGCUGCGAAUCUGUAUUUAACAGAUGUAAUGAACUAGAAGUAUUGGAUUUAUCGUACAAUAAAAUACAAUUGUUGUGUGACGACUGGACCAGAUUUCCUGGACAUCAUUUCAACUUUCUCAAUCUCUCUCAUAACGAUAUAAGUUCCUUGACGGUGGAUGAUUUAGAUAUUAAAAAUCAAAAAGAUUUUACCGUAGACUUAUCUUAUAACAAGAUAACGACUGUCGAUCUGAAUGAUCCAUUUAAUGAGAACUUUGAAAAACGUUUCAAUGAGGAAUAUCGAAGCACAGUUGUGUUAUUACUGAAUAAUAAUCCAAUUAAGUGUGACUGUGCUUUGUACGACUUUUUACGAUAUUUGGAUGGUUCAAUGAUGAAUGUGCGAGAUACAUUAAAAAUAAACACUGGACCAAUGAAGUGUUCCGAUUCGAAAAAAUACGAGGAUAUUUUAUUGUCGGAAUUGAAUUCCAAGAGUUUCGAGUGCAUUCCGCCGAUGGAGGAAAUUAACGAUUUUGAAAUGUGUCCUCAAGAAUGUGAUCAGUGGACGAGACCGUCAGACAAAACAUUUAUUUUCAAUUGUUCUUACAGAAAUCUCAAUCAAGCUCCAGAAAGUUUGUGCUCAUUGAAAAGCAAGGGAUAUGUCAAAGAACUUGACCUCACUGGGAAUAAUAUAACAAUUAUUCCAAACCUUCAACAAACUGGUUACAAUAAUUUAUCGAGGCUCACAUUGUCACAUAAUCAAAUUUCAACCAUUUCCACAAAUUUACUUCUUAACGUUACACUUCAGAAAUUGGAACUGGACAAUAAUCAUCUAACGGUAAUCAGACCAGAGGUAAUUGAAGAAAUGAAAUUAUCCGUGAAAAAGAUGAAACUUGGGAAUAAUCCAUGGCAAUGUGAUUGCGGAGCACAAAGUUUGCAAAUUUUCGUGAAUACAAAAAAUAACACUGUCGAAGAUGAAGAGAAUGUUAUUUGCAAGAAUUUCAACAGAAUGCUGACAAGAAUUAAAAUUGACGAGUUAUGUCCAUCGAAUCUUGAAUUAAUUGUCACUGCAAGUGUAUUUGCUGCAAUUUUUGGAUUGACUUUUGGUCUGAUCGCUUCAUUUUACUAUCGUUAUCAGCAGGAGAUCAAAAUCUGGCUUUACGCGAAGAAUCUUUGUCUAUGGUUCGUCACCGAGGAGGUAUUGGACAAAAACAAACCAUACGAUGCAUUCAUCAGUUAUUCCCACAAGGACGAAGAAUUUGUCAUCAAUGAACUUAUGGCGAAUCUGGAGAAAGGACCGAGAUCCUUUAAGCUCUGCGUUCACUUCAGGGAUUGGCUUGCAGGCGAAUGGAUUCCAUUUCAAAUCGCAAGGUCCAUCAGGGACUCGAGGAGGACAAUUGUCGUGGUCUCGCCGAAUUUCAUUCAAAGUGAGUGGGGCAAAUUGGAAUUUCGCACUGCUCAUAAAGAAGCUCUAACCGAGGGAAGGGCGCGAAUUAUCGUUAUCCUGUACGGUGAUAUCGGACCUGUUGAUAAAUUGGAACCAGACCUGCAAUCGUAUUUGACUAUGAACACUUAUGUGCAGUGGGGCGAUCCGUGGUUCUGGAAUAAACUUCGUUAUGCAUUGCCCCACAAAUCGGACGCAGUUUACAACCCAUCGAAAUACAAGAAUUUCAACAAAGCACAUACUAUUGUACCGUUGGAUUUCAAUAAAACGGAGGUAAAACAAUUUCCCGAAAGUGGCCUGGCACCACUGAAUGAAAAUGGAAAAGUCAUCAUUGAUAUGAGUGACGAUGAGUGUAAUAAAUUAAAUACCCGUUUCUAGAUUUUAAUAGAAUUUUUAAUAAAUCGAAAUUUCAAUUUAACCGAAUUCUAAUAAACAAAAAUUUCUAUUUCACUAAAUUUUGUCUUUAAACUUUUGAUUUAAUAAAAUUUAUAUUUCAUCAAAUUUUACAUAAUGUAAAAUUUCGAUACAUUUCAAUUUAAUUAUAAUUUUAGAAGCAUUUUGAAAUUUGAUAGAAAAGUCGAACAUUCGAAAAUUCAAACGAAUAAAAACUCACAAUCCGAGAAAUGAAAAAUAUGUAAAUUCAUUGUAAUAUGUAAUAGAAAUUCGGUUAAAUAUGAAUUUUGGUUUCUUAAAAAUACGGUCAAACAAAUCGUUUACUUCGUUGAAAAUUUGAUUAUAUUAAAAAUAGUUUGUUUUACGAAUUAGUGUAAAUAGAAAAUUUGGCGAAAUAGAAAUUAUUAAUAAUAAGUAAAUAGUAAUUCGAAACUAUAGAAAUUUGUAAUAUUUUGUUUAAAGUAUAUUUUUAUGUCUGAUAGUUUGUUUCGUUUCUCUAUUAUAUUAUAUGGCUGUUUCAGAAAGAAGACUAGAUAGAUUAAUUCAGUAAAAUCACAUUAAUAAAAACCGCAAUAAUUCGACUUGUACCUUAAAUUGUAAAUUAUCUUUUGAAGCUUGAUUUAUUAAGAUUUUACUGUAAUUACAAAAAUGACGUGGUAAUUGUAAAUACGGAUAAAAUUUAAGGACCGCGUUCAAGAAAGUCCAAUGAAUGAUAAAUGUGUGGAAAUAUUAUUUAAAAUUUUUUGUUUUUAAUUUGAAAACUAUUUCAAAUUUAAAAAUGCGAUUCUAAAAUGUGUCGUGCUAAUUAAAUCAGUAAUGUACAUAUGUAAUUGUUAUGAUACUUUUUAUAUUUUUAAAAUACUCGACUUUACUAUGACACAUGUGCCAUAUAUCAAAAUAAGACUGAUAUAAAUGUGUGUAUA
Messenger RNA from Leptopilina boulardi, 4375 nucleotides. RefSeq names its product protein toll-like. Gene Ontology annotation, molecular function: transmembrane signaling receptor activity; protein binding. Lineage: Eukaryota; Metazoa; Arthropoda; Insecta; Hymenoptera; Figitidae. The transcript has 5 exons. Gene Ontology annotation, biological process: toll-like receptor signaling pathway; immune response. The record is from RefSeq and is a predicted model, not a curated record. Bases 276 to 3437 code for a protein of 1053 amino acids. Gene Ontology annotation, cellular component: membrane.